Molecule: messenger RNA, 2295 nt
Organism: Menidia menidia (Atlantic silverside)
Lineage: Eukaryota; Metazoa; Chordata; Actinopteri; Atheriniformes; Atherinopsidae
Source: the annotation of a GenBank genome assembly
AUGAGGAGGAGGAGAAGGAGGAGGAGGAGGAGGAGGAGGAUGAAGGGUCUCUGAUCUGUGAGCAGGGUCCUCAGAACCAGGAUGUACGUACUUUGCAUGCUGGGGUACUAUAAAGUGGUGCAGGUCAUCUCAUCCUCUCUCUGUGGAAAAGCAUGUGACACUUGGUGGUUUUUUCAAGCUGGGCUUUUUGGGGUUUUGUUUUGUCAUGAUUGACUAAAACUGAGAAGCUGUGGAAAGAAAUUCUGGUCGGCCUGAUGAGACUGCCUUUGGUUUGGUGUUUCUAUGGUCCUGAGCUGACAACUGAAUUAUGACAGAAAGCUGUCUGUGUGUGUCAGUCUGCUAACUGGUGACAUGAGGGAAGGAGUGUCAGUGUCCUUUAACAGUUAAUGCGCCUCUGGAUCAAAUCAGGUCAUGCUUGGGACAUCGUUCUGAGCCUUAUUUUAUGCACAAGAGUGCGUUUUCUUCUUCCACUUGACCUCUCUGAGACCUCUCUAACUUGUAACACCUUCCAUUUCCUGCCCUUUCCUGUCCAAACACUGUAUAAUUCUCCUGCUUGCUUUAAGUUGGCUAUAUUCCGGUUGUUUUAUAUAUCGUGGAUAAAGGUAAGUUUUGAAAUCCCUUCUGAUGUAACACUUUGGGGGUUUUUAACGCCUCAUAACCCUUGUCCCAAUUUCACACAACUAUUAUACUUUGUUUACCAAAACGGGGGUUUGGUGGGGUGGUUGGGAUUUAAACUAAAUUAUUGCCAUCUUAAAAUAUGUUGUGUGAAACUGGGGUAGUGACUCACUGAGUGCAUUCCAACAGUUGUACACUGGAGGGUGCCAUUUGUCAAAAAGACAUGCAGACCGGCUGAUGGUUGUCUUAUCGCUGCAGAUGGACCUAUAAUGUUAGAUAUAAUCACAAGAUAUUCAUGGCUCGUGGUCAGCUGCAUUAUAAUCAUUAAAUUGUGUCAAAUUCUAGGGCUCUUCUGACAAAGAGUCCACAGAUGUUCUUAAACCCAAGAGAGGCAGAAAGAAAAAGAGUGAUGUAGACCAGGAGAAUGAAAAAGAUGAAGUACCAGCCAGUCCCGUCAGCCCCUCAGGUGGUGAAGCUCCUAAACGAAGAGGCAGGAAGCCGAAAAGCGAGAAGCUGCUUUUGCUUCAGCAGCAGGACCAACACGGCUCUGGAAAUGAAAUGGACACUGGUGACGCUGAGAAGAAGAGGAAGAGGCCACCGGAGGACAAGCUUCAGAGUGGAGAGGAAGAAAAGAGAAAGAAAAGGGAAGAUAGUAAGGGCAGGGAAGUCGAGUCGAAGGACCCUGAGGUCAAGAAGAAAAAGCUCUCCAAGGAAGACAGCUCCUCUGGCUCCGACGAUGACGAGAAAAACAAAAGCAGAAAGAAGCUACAAACUACAGAAACGGACAAAGAUAUGCGCAGACGGAAGGCAGAUGAAUCAAGAGAUCCAACGAAAGACGAUCCAAAGAAAAAUGAGGCCGGAGCCAAAAAAAAAGAAAUGUCAACCGACUUUAAACUGCAGCGACUCCACAGUGAAAUCAAGAUCUCCCUGAAAAUCGACAACCCUGAUGUAAAGAAGUGCCUGGACGCUUUAGAUGAGAUAAGUGCUCUUCAAGUCACAACCCAGCACCUGCAGAAACACAGUGAACUCAUAGCAACACUCAAGAAGAUCCGCAGAUUCAAGGCCAACCAGGACAUCAUGGACAAGGCCACCAUGUUGUACAACAAGUUUAAGAGCAUGUUUCUGGUUGGAGAAGGCGACUGCGUGCUCAGCCAGGUGCUCAACAAGUCUUUGGCUGAACAGCGUCAGCACGAAGAGGCCAAGAAAGGAGCUCUGAAGAGAGUUGAACAAGUUAAAGAAAACGGAGGAGACAAGCUGACCAACGGUGACAUCAGCCCCGCAGAGAAGAAGCAGGAGCUGGAGAGGGACAAGCAGCUGGAAGAUGCCUCUGCAGGAGAAAAUCCCAGUGCCCCAAAAGCUCCGGAGGAGUCCACUUGAGCAUUCCACAAGCUUCGACAGAUUUGCUGCUGUAUGAACACAACCUUUUGUAAAAACUAGGUUCCAGUUCAGUGACCAUUUUUAUCAGUAUUGCUGCUUGGAGGUUUCAGUACACCCCCCCUCCUCCAAAUGACAGACUGCACAUUCUAUUUUUGUACUUGAUGUAAGCCUCCCUCCAGACACCUUAUGCUACCUGCACCGUUUCAUGUCGAGUUCAUGCCGAUGCAGAGGAAGAACCCAUAAAGCUGCAGCCUGAACAUUGAGCUUAAUGAGCGCGCUCUCAGAAACGAGCUUUGCACCACC